This is a messenger RNA of Chilo suppressalis (striped riceborer), 1517 nucleotides long. NCBI's taxonomy places the organism in Eukaryota, Metazoa, Arthropoda, Insecta, Lepidoptera, Crambidae. The record is from the annotation of a GenBank genome assembly.
CAAUUAACAGUUCAUUACUCACUAGCACUAUCCAAUAGACAUAAGUGUUGUUAAAUUAAAAUGAAAGGAGUUUUGUGUGUGAUAAUAUUACUAUUUCAGACUGGGCCUGCGUUUAAUCAAGUGGUUCGGAAUGUGAGAUUUCUCCAGCACUCUACCUAUAUGCUGAAGGUCGUCGAGGAAACGGUGCACGAUAUUGAGAACAAUGGAUGGUGUAAUCUGAAAAUCCCAGAUAUCAAUGAGAAUAUCAGCUUCUUCUUGAUCGAUCGCAAUAUCACUGGUACAGUUACAUACAAAAACGGAUUUUUACACACAAUCGAACGGGUUGACGUACUCGGCAGAAGUGUGCAACAGCGAUGGGUCUGGAACGCAUCUGUAGCUUCUGUCGUGGCCAGCCUAGAGAGCCAGUUGCAGCUGCACAACGCUGUGCUUGGAUUCGAUGUGGUAGCCCAGAUUGACGGGAAAACACGGCACUACACAGCCAGCGUCAUGCAUAAACUGAUAGCGAUAAAUUUUGCAGUCGUUACCUACAUGAACUUGAACGAAACAACAGAUAUCAGAGUGAAUGUAGUAAGACCUGAUGCUCCUAGUACAAAAAUCUCCUACAUCCCUGAUGAUGAGUACAGCGACAUGAUUGGAGCUAUGUACGACCCAAACUCUACCCGUGACCCCGUCAUGCUGUGGGCGCACACAAUACAACCCAUGAUGGAGGAUGUCGUCACACAUAGGGUCGUGUUCCCUACGAUAUGUUACAACUGCGCAGCGUAGACGAACUAGCAAAAAAAUAACAUCAUCAGGCUAUAGACGUCCACUACUGGACAUGGAACUCUUGCGGUUUUCGAGCUGUUCUGAUAAAUGAUUAGAAUUAAUAUUGAUAAAAUUGGUAUAUUUAAGUAAAAUACUAAAAAUAAACUAUUUGUUAAUUGACAAUGGUAUGAGUACGCGCGCUAUGGUAGCUUGUAGCUUGCGAACUAACUUAUAAAAUCAUUUUGUGCAAUAAUGUAAAAUGAGGUAAGUUGAAAGUUCUGAUGCGGGAAAAAUGCAUUGUACGAAGCUAGCUCGUACAUGUGGGGACCUCCACAUCAUCUUUUUUUUCAGUACGACCAUAAUCCGAACUCCCUCUAUUGGAUUAAGUACAUAUACUUUUUUAAGUUUAGUUCACUUUAAUUUUUCGAGUCCCUUUUCAGAAAAUGUAUGACAGUAUAAUUUAAGUAUCAUCGAGUUUUUAUUUGAUAAUUUUUAUUGUCAUUCAGUGAUUUAUGAUAGUAAUUUUAGAUUGUUUGGUGGUUCAAUUUGUCUGAUGAUUUAUAUUAUUUCUAUGCACCAAGUGAACCUUAAUAAUUACAUAUUUAGAUAGAGUAGGUAAGUUUUAGGAUAAUUCUAAUUUGAGGAGCUGGUGAACAAAACGAUAUAAUUACAUCAAAUUAAAUUUUACAGGAGCAGUAAAAAUCUUGAUGACAUACCUACCGUGAGCUUUUGGUGUGAUUUUUAAUUUAUUAGUUUUAACACUAUUUUAGGCG